Molecule: messenger RNA, 219 nt
Organism: Ostreococcus tauri
Lineage: Eukaryota; Viridiplantae; Chlorophyta; Mamiellophyceae; Mamiellales; Bathycoccaceae
Product: Alpha 1,4-glycosyltransferase domain
Exons: 1
Coding region: 1-219 (72 amino acids)
Source: RefSeq, a predicted model, not a curated record
AUGUGUGGAGAAGACGCUUUUUAUAAAAUCCACUACGCAAACUGGAAAUCAAUGUACAACGAGCGUGUGCACGACGAGAUGAUUCACGAUUCUCGCGCGUACGGUGACCACCUCUGGAACAAACUCUCUCACGGGAGAGUCGAGAUGGUACCUAAACAGUCCGUCAACGCGCUUGAUGAACGCACGCAAAGGUACAAAUCAAAUCCUUCACUCACCUGA